AAUAUUUACUUCCUCUCUCUCUCUCUCCCGUAUCAAAGAAAAAUGUCCGCCUCUGUCAGAAGCAUGUCUUUGACAUUCUGCCGGGCUGCUAGAGUCGCUAUCAGAGCUUUUAAUCCAGCCACACGUCCACUGAGCACUGGAUAUUGCUUACGAACCGAAAUCAGGUCUGAUGGUGGAUCGAGGGACAUCAUUGAGUCCACAGAAGAGUUCAGGUUUGUGGAGAGAUUAAUUCCCCCUUCACGCAUCCCAGCUCCUCCUAAACACGAUGGACCUGCGCCUUCAGGAUGGACCCCACCGUCAGACACACCACCGUCACUGCCUUACAUGAUCCGUCGCUCCAGGAUGCACAACGUACCCGUGUACUCGGACAUCAAGCAUGGGAAUCAGCACAGCACUCUGAUCAGGAAGAUUGAAGGAGACAUAUGGGCCCUGAAUAAGGAAGUUAAGGAAUUCCUGCUGGGGCUAACAGGCAAAGAUCCUCCAACACAAGUCAAUGAAAUUACCGGGAGCAUCCGAGUUAAAGGGCAGUUUGAUAAAGAGCUGAAGGACUGGCUGCUGAACAAGGGAUUUUAAAUGAACUAAACUGCAAUACUAAAAAAGUGAGGAGGAAAUCUAUAAUAAUAAUAAUGCUGUCUCCUGCUCAAACAGACGGACAAACUGUAAACUGUCACUAACAUACCAUUUUCAGAGACUGUGUUGCCUUUGUAUUAAAAAGGUAAUACUUACAGCAAACAUGUUCAUUUAUCAGGUGCUUUUGUUUUGAUUUGAAAGAAAUAAAUGUAAAAUAUUGCCAACAAUGUCUGUUCAUAAUACUUGUCUGCAAAGAAAAAUGUUUUGAUUCUUUCUGUACAUUAAAUUUUAUUAUUGAAUAAUUAUUAUUAUAAAACAUGCAAAUUCAGAGUAAAUGAUAAACAUUAUAAAUCUGUAAUAGAGGGGACAAAGAGGAAAAUGCAAUUAAAUCUUUAAA
Molecule: messenger RNA, 967 nt
Organism: Danio rerio (zebrafish)
Lineage: Eukaryota; Metazoa; Chordata; Actinopteri; Cypriniformes; Danionidae
Source: RefSeq, a predicted model, not a curated record